CUCUGUUUUUAUUUGUAUCUAGCAUUGCUAUCCCACCAGCCACAGCACAUUCCCCACCUAAUGCUUUAAAUAGUACUACAUUUUCGAGCCUCUGUUUCUACUUAACUUUCUCCCUCAAUCUCUCUCUCAAACACCAUCCAGAUGUCGACUAGAGUUGGCAACAAAUCCAGUCAAAGAGAAGGAAUCAACGGUUUAAAUGGUUCUGUCACAAGAAACCAUAACAACAAGGCUGCUAGGAGCAGAGUUACUAGGAGUUGCAGCUUCAUGGUCUGCAGAAGGUCAGAUUUCCCGCUGGUGAGGUUUCUCAAGCAUCUCGGUGGAAUAGUAGCAGGAGGAGUGCGUUUGGUGUCUGUGAAAAUAAGACCUUCUCCUAAGGUUUCUUCUUCAUUAUCAAGAACAUCAAAGCCAUUUGUAACCCCUGGUGAUACUUACAGAACCGAAGCCAUUGAAGAUUGCAUAGAGUUCAUCAACUCUUCAUCCUCUUUGCCAAGAUCUAAUUCUCUUUCUGCCAACCCUAAUUGAAUCUUUUCGCAUCAAUGGAAAUAUCCUGGUCCUCAACAUCGUACGUAGUUGCUGAAACUAUUCUCAUAAAUCUUUAUGCACAAC
This is a messenger RNA of Rubroshorea leprosula, 606 nucleotides long. The record is from the annotation of a GenBank genome assembly. Lineage: Eukaryota; Viridiplantae; Streptophyta; Magnoliopsida; Malvales; Dipterocarpaceae.